This is a messenger RNA of Lethenteron reissneri (Far Eastern brook lamprey), 12187 nucleotides long. Its product is annotated as LIM zinc-binding domain-containing Nebulette-like. Gene Ontology annotation, cellular component: focal adhesion. Gene Ontology annotation, molecular function: actin filament binding. The record is from RefSeq and is a predicted model, not a curated record. Lineage: Eukaryota; Metazoa; Chordata; Hyperoartia; Petromyzontiformes; Petromyzontidae.
CUCGGCGACUCCCUCUCGCUUCUCCUUCUUCUCCCUCUCCUCCCUCCGCUGCACGGGCACACAGAGAGCGAGACAGAGACCAGCAACACACACAGAGAGACACACGGAGGGAGAUACGUUUUGAGUGUCUACAAGAAGAGAGACACAGCGCACAGAGACCAGCAACACGCACGCACGCACGCACACACGUGUGCGUGUUAUCUAGGGCUGUAGUUGGACACACACACACAUCACACGUCCACCACGCACUCGUGGACGGUUCCAGCGAGCUGCAGUCGGGGGGCGAAUCGGAAUCUGCUCGGCAAAGGGAUCUGCGGAGUGUAACGAGUUUGUGGCGGAGUUUGCCGCUGCUGUUGUUGUUGUUGCUGUUCGCAACCCAACAAAGCGUCGACCAUGAACCCUCCGUGUGCCCGCUGCAGCAAGACGGUCUACCCCAUCGAGAAGCUCAGCUGCCUGGACAAGGUCUGGCACAAGGCUUGCUUCCACUGUGAAGUCUGCAAGAUGGCCCUCAACAUGAAAAACUACAAGGGCUACGACAAGAGGCCUUACUGUAACAUGCACUACCCUAAGCAGUCGUUCACCUCCGUGGCCGACACGCCAGAGAACCUGCGCCUCAAGCAGCAGAGCGAGCUGCAGAGUCAGGUCAAGUACAAGGAGGAGUUUGAGAAGGCCAAGGGCAGGGCCUGCAGCCAAGUGUCGGACACGCCAGAGAUGAUGCGCAUCCGCAAGGCACAGGACCAGAUCAGCGAUGCCAAGUACCAUGAGGAGUUUGAGAAGAACAAGGGCAAGGGUUACGCGCCCGUCACGGACAACGUCACCAUGGAGCAACAGCGACGCAGCAUGCACGAGGUCGGCAGCGACGCCGCUGCCGCCUACAGCCGCGGCAGCACCCGCUACUCGGCCGACGAGGGCGGCAUGUACGCGCAGCAACAGCAGCAGCAGCAGCAUGGGUACCAAGGUGGCGGAGUGCACACCUCGGGUGGUCCCCAGCAUGGGCAGGGCUACGUAUCCUCCGCCGCCUCCUCGCAGCAGCGACCCGUCUCCCAGACCCCCAGAGCCACGAGGCCGUACCGUGCCGUGUACGACUACGCGGCGGCGGACGACGACGAGGUGUCGUUCCUGGACGGCGACGUCAUCGAGAACGUGAAGCAGAUUGACGAGGGUUGGAUGUAUGGCACAGUGCAGAGGACUGGCCAGACGGGCAUGCUGCCCGCCAACUACCUCCAGCCGCUGUGAGGAGGCGAGCCCGUUUUUGCCAGCGAAGGGCGCGCCGUGCUUCGACCCACCAACACCGAGUUCCACUGAGAAUCGUUUAACUCCUCUGACGGCAAUACUCGCACCACGGCACCACACCGCUUCUAAACACCGCCGCUGUACCUUGCGUCAUUACACGUCUAAUGUCGCGACCACUGCUGCUCAUGUAGCGCCAACGUUUCACCACCAACACCUCAAUAACCACCACCGACCACCACAUCGUUACCACUGCGUUGCCAACAACACCACCGCCAUCGCUGCACUCUCAGCACAACACGAGCAUGUCGACAGAGUCUCUCCAAAAGCGUCGUUACAGUCUAAUGUCGCGGCCACUGCUGCUUGUAACACCAUCGUUGCAACACCCUAACCACCACCAACAACAUCAUUACCACUACGUUCCCAACUCCGCCCAUCGCUCUACUCUCAGCACAACACUAGCAGAUCGACUGAGUCUCCAGAACGCCAACCCUCGAACACGAGUCCCUGCUCUAUGUUACUGUGAGGCCGGGGGGUCGGUGGGGUGGGGGGGGUGCUGAAUUGAAAUGCAUCGUCGCAAUUUUUUUUAUAUUUACAAAUUUUUUGUAAAUUUGCAGACCAAUGAAUGGUUGAUGUCUUUUUUUUCUAUCUCGGCGCAGUUUCUAGAAUGACGCAAAAAAAUAAUAUUCUGUGAUGCAUUUAUCUUCGCUCUCUCGGUGCGUUGAGGCAAGUUGGGAGCCUGCGUCCCAUUGGCAGCGCUGGCUUCAAACAAUUGACACUCAACGCACGAAUUGCUUUAAAAUAAUAAUUAUUAAAGAGCAUUAAGAGCCAGGGCCAACUACAGCAACAACAUGAUUCCUUAUUGUCUCCAAUUACUUUAAUAUAGUUUACGCUGUAAUCUUUAAAAAUAUAUAAACACUUACCAACGUUAUUUUAUUUUCAUACUCGUAGUUUCCAAGUUGAUUUACAAAGUUGCAUUUAACAUAUUAAGACUGACGUAGAUUUUCUUUUUUCCCCCCAGCCUUUAAUAAAAAAUAAACUUAAAAUAGCAAUUUGUUGUUAUAUAUAUUAGAAAACAAUGUUACAGCAAAAGCUCUAUUAUCUGGCAUUCAUGGGCAAUGUAGGGUGCUGGUUCAUCAAAUAUACCUGUUUAUCUGAGAUUUAUACUCACGGUUCACCACAUUUUCCAAGUACAUUAAACUUUAAAAGAAAGAAACCAAGUCCUAAUUUUAACGAUGAUGUAAGACACAAUAUACUCAAUUUACAGAGGUACUCGCCCUGUCAGCUGUAGAGCAUUCUAAGUUGAUUGUAGAGAAGCAGAGGGGCAGUUUAAAGCACAGUGGUAGAGUACUGUAUGUCGCUAGCACCACCACUCGGCAGCAUCCUGAAUCUUCCGUAAACAACAACGGAUCUACGAUAAGUGCACGCAUGGCAAGAUGCCAGAUGGUUGUUGGAUUUUUUCCAUAGAUUUAUAUUUCCGUCUGUGACAGAUGCCGGUUUAUAGAGCAUUCCGGACGGUGAAGUGGCAGAUAACAGAGAUGUUGCUCUAUACUUAACAAUGGACUGUUAAUUGGCCUUAUCAACGUGCAUGGUUGGUAAUUGUGAUGAUUUGGCAGGGUCAGAGGCCGUGCCGGUGUGAGAUUCUCCACUGGCUCAAACUCGCAAACUCCCACCGUGCUUUGAUUCGCCACUGGUUUUUUUUCUUUCGGUUUGGCCACACGUGUAGUAGUAAUGAUCUGGCCAAAAUGCGUGUCGCGAGGCCCUCCGUCACCCGACACGACCAAAACAAAUACAUUCAUCGCACGGUGUACAAGCAUUUGUUGUGCCACACCAGUCGGUUGAAAAACAAAACGCAAACGCCUUCCGUGCAAGUAAAUAGAUGAGAGAUGAAUUUAGCUUCAUUUUGUUGAGUUGUUUGUAAUUUUUCUUAUUUGCCAGUCAGUUGAUAAAACAUGCUUAUUUUUAGAUUUACUACAUUUAUUUCUGAAACAUUCCAUUGCAGUCAGACAGGCUUCGUCUGACCAAGUCCAUCGCAUAUGCGGACUCACAUGCAGACGUGGGGAAGCGCGCCUCUCCCCCUGGUGGUUUUAACCAGCGGUAGAAAUUCCACAUUUCUAUGGUGGGGACCAGUUUCUCCGGAAGACAUCCGCUGCUCACUUUCCACAAGGGAUUAACUUUCUCUUAUCCAACCUGGAGGGAUGAUGUACCGAAUCGAUCCCUGAGAUCUGAUCCUUCUGCUUGCUUGCCCAAUGCUCUAACCGGCGUUGCACAACCUGGACGGAUGUCUAAACGUUCCUACGGGGGGGGGGAGGCCUUCGUCCGGCCGUGGAUUGCCAAAGGGCUCUACUCUUAUUUAUUAAUAUUAAUUAGACUCGCACACACUGUGUUUUGAGUUUAAUGCCAACAAGUGAGUGUGGCCUAUGUUGCGGCGGACGCAAACAGUUGUGGGUAACAAAGCAGCUGUCUUGGUGCUCGGUCCUGGGACACAAACUCUCUCCGUGUUCGUUGCUGGCAGUUAUGGCUUUUUGGGCUUGAUUUGAAAGAAAAAAACCACGACGAUUCUGCGCCUCUCUCACGCCGGUUCGAUGACUCGUCUCAUCUUGAUGAAUUUGUUGUUGUUGACAUUUUUAAAUGUGUAGCGCCUUGAGUGGGCUGCAGGGUUCACACGAAGGAAUUGCACGCAGCGUCUGUGAAUAGAAAAAAAACAAUGGAUUUUUCAGCACAGGCAGAUCGACGCGUGCAUCGCGAGGGCAAGAAUCUUGUUUUUCGACUACGAUGUGUCGUUUGCUCAUGGAACACGGGCGUCCCUUUAGAUUCACGUACAGCUCUGGGAGUCUAAUCACGCAGUUUCGUACAGCUUUCUGCAUGUGUGCCUACCACUCCUACCAGUUACACGUAGUUGCUCCCCCAACUCCACAGUGCCGUUUUAGAAAACUUUACGUCGAGCAUUAUUGGGUAACCGCAUUUGCAAGUGCGCAACGGUUGCUGAGAAAACAAAAAAAGGUUACGUGCGAGUCAUCCGUGAAGUUAGGAGGCAAGUUUGGCUGCAGCGAUGAUGUGUUUUGGAUAAAAAAAAAAUACAUGUUUAUCUUGCCAGGACUCAGGAUGACGGAAGGUCACGUGUUCAAUUUGCUGAACAGGCGAGAAGCCAUUCAUUUGGCUUUCACACAAAGCAGAAAAAACUCGCUUAUUCGCAAUUACAGUUUUACCAUACCAAAUUUUAACCCAACUGGUGCCUGAGAUGCGCAUGCCGAACAACAUUCCAUCGGCUGCGUAAAUGUCACCCCUUGCUGCGUGAGACGAAACGUUUGCUGAGAAAAAAAACCCAGACGUUUUAACAAAAAGUAGUAUUUCUCACUCAACACAUUUUUUAAAAAAAUCUUUGCUUAUAUUAAAUAGUAACGAAUGAAAUGGUAAGAAAUAUAUAUUUACAUUCCUGAAUUAUAAACUUUUGACUCUUUAUUUGCAAUGCGUAGCUCUUAGUUGUACUGCCAUAUUCCGCGAUUUAGCAUUCAGGGCUCGGGACGUGAUGGGGAACUUUGUGAUGAAUUUCGACCAACUCUUCAGGGUUCCAAAUCUCCAGACACACCAGGUGUGACCAGAUGUGACCCUUUCCUGCAAGAUAGUCCCACGGGCCACGGCGCAAAAAAUCUGCACCACCUCUACGAUAGUGUAAAUUUUAUUUGCUCGAUAAACCCCCACUCGUUCCAAAUAGUUACCACAUAAUUCACUGCUAUUAGCCAACGUAGAGAAAUUGAAGACGAAAAAGUGAUGCCACCUGGAAGGUGGUACCGACGUGUCAGAUAUCCGUUCUCGGCUUGUAGACCAAGUGAUGCCAACUGCGGAGGUCUCUUGACUUGUACCGCCUCUUCACCGCUUGGCAAGGCUUAAGAUUAAUAACCUGCGUCUCAUGGCAUAAUCGAUAUGCUUGGUCCACCUUCACGAUAUCAGUUGUCCAUCAAAGCUAAAGCUGUCGUACAUUAAGCCACCAGUCGUCGUUUCUGUCACGGGCAUCACAGGCAUUCAAGUCUUCGGGUCCCGCGGUGGCGAGAUGUUAACUACCUCGCCUGGUAUGCAGGAGGUUGUGGGUCCGAUCCCAAGCCUGACGCCUGCUGCUGCUGUAUAUUUGGAGUUUGCGUGUUCUCCCCGUGGCCGUGUGGAUUUUUCUUCGGGUCCUCUGGUUUUCCCCUCCACAUUUAGAAACAUGCGUUUAGCAUAUUUGGCUGAUAUACAUUUCCACAUGAUAAGCCACUUCGUUGAGCUAUCAUUGAUGGCCAGGUCGCUUCUGUUAAAAAGAGCUCUAUAGCUCACUGGGCCUUGGUGAAAUAAAAACUAGUUUGACUUUUGAUAACCUUAUGUUAUAUUCUUUCUGUUCUAAACGCACGUCGUUCCAAUAUUGAACGAGCUUUAGCCGACACGUUUAGCAAUCUGUGCGAGGUUGUGAGCCUGUGUUGGCAGCAAAGCUGUUUCCGCUGAUAUUCAUCAGAGAAGUGGCCACAAUCGCCACCGUUUGUAGUAAAUUUGGGCCGGUUUUUUCUGUUUUAAAUUGGCGGAAAUGUGCCUUUCCUCCAUCAUAUGAAUCCGCCUCCGAUUUCCCGAAACGUACAAUAUGACCACGAACUGGUGUAAAUUGUUCACCCAAGCCUACAUAGACAACAGCCCACGAGGCCUAAGAUGUUUAAUAAUAUAUACAUGUCUUCACAAUUACUGCUAGAUCACGUAACUCAUUGAGGCACUGAUAAAUUGGAGCCAUUGAUUGCCGAAGGCUACUUACGUUAGUGAUCCAUAUGUGGGAGGACAGAAAGACCCAGUCCAAGUUAAAAAAAAACAUUAUUGCAGCAUUGUUUGGAAUUAAGACGGGAAGUACUUUGUAUUUCAACGUCAGUUGUGGAACCCGGUGACCUUUAUCAGAUAAUACAACAAAAACGCAGGACCGGAUCUCUCUGUUCUCUAAACCUGGAGCACUGUCGUUGCCACCACCCCACGCCUUCAGCAGGACAGCUUUGCCUGUUACUAAAUCGCCUAAAUGCACCAAGUAUCAUCAGAUGCGUGAAGCUAAACAAGGCUCUGCCUGGAAGCUGCCUUAAUUACACUCGGUGUUCGUAUGCGCGAGCUGCGAGAUGUACAAGAGAUGGCAGUGCAGCAGAGGAUUCUAGAAUCUUCCCCUGCUGAGCUUUGACGAUGAUCCUCGCUUGAGGUGUGGUCCGGUGGAUUUCCUGCGGGUUCUCCGGUUUCCUCCCACGUGAAGCCAAACGCAAGUACGUGGAAUUGGCCAAACAUUCCAAAUGCAAAGCCUCGAUGCAUUCCUCGGAGUGUAAAGGACACAAAUCGGUCCGCGGGUUUCGGUUCCAGAGCAAAAAUGAAACGGCAACUCUGCUCGCCAGCUCGCCGUAGCACGUGGCGAUAUUGUGCUGCCCAUCGACACUGCAGCGCAUUCAUCUUGCGCCACCAGAGGCAGCAAACAUUUCCAGUGGUGACAUUUCCCCUUGCGUGGUCGCGUGAGAGUAAAUCGUGUGGCCAGCAUUCUCAUUCUUAGGUUUUUUCGGUAAAGUCACGUAGGUAAAAAACAUUAAACAGUAAAAUAAAAUAAAAAUCACGACGUUUCGGAGGCAACACAAGCUUCCGUCUUCAGGUGGUACCGUCACAGCCACGACAGCUGUAUCAACUAAACGGAGUGGUAGCUUCUGCAAUCUCUCAUUUACUUGAUACAGCUGUCGUGGCCGUGACGGUACCACCUGAAGACGGAAGCUUGUGUUGCCUCCGAAACGUCGUGAUUUUUAUUUUAUUUUACUUUUUAAUGUUUUUAACCUACGUGACUUUACCGAAAAAACCUAAGAAUAUGAAUCAUUGCAGUCACGAAAGCUUCAAAUCUAGAGCCAGCAUUCUCGUUUCGAAAAGGAAGUCGCGUAAUUUUAUUUUAUUUCCCCGUGUAAAACCAAGGCGUUGCAUUGCAGCAGCGCAUCGAUCAAGGCGGGUGAAGACGGUAAGGAAAUCGCCAGAGGUGGGACAGUCAUUGUUAUGCAAGUCCAAGUCGAGUCUGAAGUCAUCAAAUUCAUGACUUGAGUCUGACUCGAGUCCAAGUCACAUGACUCGAGUCCACACCUCAGAGGUGGGACAAAGUCAUUGUUAUGCAAGUCCAAGUCGAGUCUGAAGUCAUCAAAUUCAUGACUCGAGUCUGACUCGAGUCCAAGUCACAUGACUCGAGUCCACACCUCAGAGGUGGGACAAAGUCAUUGUUAUGCAAGUCCAAGUCGAGUCUGAAGUCAUCAAAUUCAUGACUUGAGUCUGACUCGAGUCCAAGUCACAUGACUCGAGUCCACACCUCAGAGGUGGGACAAAGUCAUUGUUAUGCAAGUCCAAGUCGAGUCUGAAGUCAUCAAAUUCAUGACUCGAGUCUGACUCGAGUCCAAGUCACAUGACUCGAGUCCACACCUCAGAGGUGGGACAAAGUCAUUGUUAUGCAAGUCCAAGUCGAGUCUGAAGUCAUCAAAUUCAUGACUCGAGUCUGACUCGAGUCCAAGUCACAUGACUCGAGUCCACACCUCAGAGGUGGGACAAAGUCAUUGUUAUGCAAGUCCAAGUCGAGUCUGAAGUCAUCAAAUUCAUGACUCGAGUCUGACUCGAGUCCAAGUCACAUGACUCGAGUCCACACCUCAGAGGUGGGACAAAGUCAUUGUUAUGCAAGUCCAAGUCGAGUCUGAAGUCAUCAAAUUCAUGACUCGAGUCUGACUCGAGUCCAAGUCACAUGACUCGAGUCCACACCUCAGAGGUGGGACAAAGUCAUUGUUAUGCAAGUCCAAGUCGAGUCUGAAGUCAUCAAAUUCAUGACUCGAGUCUGACUCGAGUCCAAGUCACAUGACUCGAGUCCACACCUCAAAGGUGGGACAAAGUCAUUGUUAUGCAACUCCAAGUCGAGUCUGAAGUCAUCAAAUUCAUGACUCGAGUCUGACUCGAGUCCAAGUCACAUGACUCGAGUCCACACCUCAGAGGUGGGACAAAGUCAUUGUUAUGCAAGUCCAAGUCGAGUCUGAAGUCAUCAAAUUCAUGACUCGAGUCUGACUCGAGUCCAAGUCACAUGACUCGAGUCCACACCUCAGAGGUGGGACAAAGUCAUUGUUAUGCAAGUCCAAGUCGAGUCUGAAGUCAUCAAAUUCAUGACUCGAGUCUGACUCGAGUCCAAGUCACAUGACUCGAGUCCACACCUCAGAGGUGGGACAAAGUCAUUGUUAUGCAAGUCCAAGUCGAGUCUGAAGUCAUCAAAUUCAUGACUCGAGUCUGACUCGAGUCCAAGUCACAUGACUCGAGUCCACACCUCAGAGGUGGGACAAAGUCAUUGUUAUGCAAGUCCAAGUCGAGUCUGAAGUCAUCAAAUUCAUGACUCGAGUCUGACUCGAGUCCAAGUCACAUGACUCGAGUCCACACCUCAGAGGUGGGACAAAGUCAUUGUUAUGCAAGUCCAAGUCGAGUCUGAAGUCAUCAAAUUCAUGACUCGAGUCUGACUCGAGUCCAAGUCACAUGACUCGAGUCCACACCUCAGAGGUGGGACAAAGUCAUUGUUAUGCAAGUCCAAGUCGAGUCUGAAGUCAUCAAAUUCAUGACUCGAGUCUGACUCGAGUCCAAGUCACAUGACUCGAGUCCACACCUCAGAGGUGGGACAAAGUCAUUGUUAUGCAAGUCCAAGUCGAGUCUGAAGUCAUCAAAUUCAUGACUCGAGUCUGACUCGAGUCCAAGUCACAUGACUCGAGUCCACACCUCAGAGGUGGGACAAAGUCAUUGUUAUGCAAGUCCAAGUCGAGUCUGAAGUCAUCAAAUUCAUGACUCGAGUCUGACUCGAGUCCAAGUCACAUGACUCGAGUCCACACCUCAGAGGUGGGACAAAGUCAUUGUUAUGCAAGUCCAAGUCGAGUCUGAAGUCAUCAAAUUCAUGACUCGAGUCUGACUCGAGUCCAAGUCACAUGACUCGAGUCCACACCUCAGAGGUGGGACAAAGUCAUUGUUAUGCAAGUCCAAGUCGAGUCUGAAGUCAUCAAAUUCAUGACUCGAGUCUGACUCGAGUCCAAGUCACAUGACUCGAGUCCACACCUCAGAGGUGGGACAAAGUCAUUGUUAUGCAAGUCCAAGUCGAGUCUGAAGUCAUCAAAUUCAUGACUCGAGUCUGACUCGAGUCCAAGUCACAUGACUCGAGUCCACACCUCAGAGGUGGGACAAAGUCAUUGUUAUGCAAGUCCAAGUCGAGUCUGAAGUCAUCAAAUUCAUGACUCGAGUCUGACUCGAGUCCAAGUCACAUGACUCGAGUCCACACCUCAGAGGUGGGACAAAGUCAUUGUUAUGCAAGUCCAAGUCGAGUCUGAAGUCAUCAAAUUCAUGACUCGAGUCUGACUCGAGUCCAAGUCACAUGACUCGAGUCCACACCUCAAAGGUGGGACAAAGUCAUUGUUAUGCAACUCCAAGUCGAGUCUGAAGUCAUCAAAUUCAUGACUCGAGUCUGACUCGAGUCCAAGUCACAUGACUCGAGUCCACACCUCAGAGGUGGGACAAAGUCAUUGUUAUGCAACUCCAAGUCGAGUCUGAAGUCAUCAAAUUCAUGACUCGAGUCUGACUCGAGUCCAAGUCACAUGACUCGAGUCCACACCUCAGAGGUGGGACAAAGUCAUUGUUAUGCAAGUCCAAGUCGAGUCUGAAGUCAUCAAAUUCAUGACUCGAGUCUGACUCGAGUCCAAGUCACAUGACUCGAGUCCACACCUCAGAGGUGGGACAAAGUCAUUGUUAUGCAAGUCCAAGUCGAGUCUGAAGUCAUCAAAUUCAUGACUCGAGUCUGACUCGAGUCCAAGUCACAUGACUCGAGUCCACACCUCAGAGGUGGGACAAAGUCAUUGUUAUGCAAGUCCAAGUCGAGUCUGAAGUCAUCAAAUUCAUGACUCGAGUCUGACUCGAGUCCAAGUCACAUGACUCGAGUCCACACCUCAGAGGUGGGACAAAGUCAUUGUUAUGCAAGUCCAAGUCGAGUCUGAAGUCAUCAAAUUCAUGACUCGAGUCUGACUCGAGUCCAAGUCACAUGACUCGAGUCCACACCUCAGAGGUGGGACAAAGUCAUUGUUAUGCAAGUCCAAGUCGAGUCUGAAGUCAUCAAAUUCAUGACUCGAGUCUGACUCGAGUCCAAGUCACAUGACUCGAGUCCACACCUCAGAGGUGGGACAAAGUCAUUGUUAUGCAAGUCCAAGUCGAGUCUGAAGUCAUCAAAUUCAUGACUCGAGUCUGACUCGAGUCCAAGUCACAUGACUCGAGUCCACACCUCAGAGGUGGGACAAAGUCAUUGUUAUGCAAGUCCAAGUCGAGUCUGAAGUCAUCAAAUUCAUGACUCGAGUCUGACUCGAGUCCAAGUCACAUGACUCGAGUCCACACCUCAGAGGUGGGACAAAGUCAUUGUUAUGCAAGUCCAAGUCGAGUCUGAAGUCAUCAAAUUCAUGACUCGAGUCUGACUCGAGUCCAAGUCACAUGACUCGAGUCCACACCUCAGAGGUGGGACAAAGUCAUUGUUAUGCAAGUCCAAGUCGAGUCUGAAGUCAUCAAAUUCAUGACUCGAGUCUGACUCGAGUCCAAGUCACAUGACUCGAGUCCACACCUCAGAGGUGGGACAAAGUCAUUGUUAUGCAAGUCCAAGUCGAGUCUGAAGUCAUCAAAUUCAUGACUCGAGUCUGACUCGAGUCCAAGUCACAUGACUCGAGUCCACACCUCAGAGGUGGGACAAAGUCAUUGUUAUGCAAGUCCAAGUCGAGUCUGAAGUCAUCAAAUUCAUGACUCGAGUCUGACUCGAGUCCAAGUCACAUGACUCGAGUCCACACCUCAAAGGUGGGACAAAGUUAUUGUUAUGCAAGUCCAAGUCGAGUCUGAAGUCAUCAAAUUCAUGACUCGAGUCUGACUCGAGUCCAAGUCACAUGACUCGAGUCCACACCUCAGAGGUGGGACAAAGUCAUUGUUAUGCAAGUCCAAGUCGAGUCUGAAGUCAUCAAAUUCAUGACUCGAGUCUGACUCGAGUCCAAGUCACAUGACUCGAGUCCACACCUCAGAGGUGGGACAAAGUCAUUGUUAUGCAAGUCCAAGUCGAGUCUGAAGUCAUCAAAUUCAUGACUCGAGUCUGACUCGAGUCCAAGUCACAUGACUCGAGUCCACACCUCAGAGGUGGGACAAAGUCAUUGUUAUGCAAGUCCAAGUCGAGUCUGAAGUCAUCAAAUUCAUGACUCGAGUCUGACUCGAGUCCAAGUCACAUGACUCGAGUCCACACCUCAGAGGUGGGACAAAGUCAUUGUUAUGCAAGUCCAAGUCGAGUCUGAAGUCAUCAAAUUCAUGACUCGAGUCUGACUCGAGUCCAAGUCACAUGACUCGAGUCCACACCUCAGAGGUGGGACAAAGUCAUUGUUAUGCAAGUCCAAGUCGAGUCUGAAGUCAUCAAAUUCAUGACUCGAGUCUGACUCGAGUCCAAGUCACAUGACUCGAGUCCACACCUCAGAGGUGGGACAAAGUCAUUGUUAUGCAAGUCCAAGUCGAGUCUGAAGUCAUCAAAUUCAUGACUCGAGUCUGACUCGAGUCCAAGUCACAUGACUCGAGUCCACACCUCUGGAAAUCGCUGCCACGGAGUUUCUGACGCACAAGCGUGGGCAAGUGAAAUGUCUGGUGGAGGGCCCGUGAAUUUGUUUGGACGGUGGCACUGAAUAUUGCCUGUUCAGGGAAGUGAGUGGAAUUGUGAAAAGUGCUCUCUAACCCCGACUUGAAUACACUUCUGUCUUAAGAAUCGAGGUUCUUUUAGUGGCCAUACAGAGCCAUUGUUAUAUUGAUGAUGGUCCUGUGCUGGUUUUACACAGACACACAUUUCCAUACUCGUAAUUGUUGAAGUGAUGCAUAUUUGCAAGGGAAUGUAAUAUUUGCUUUCAGCUUAAUAAACAUUACAAUGUAUAACCCA